Eriocheir sinensis (Chinese mitten crab) is the source of this 5355-nucleotide messenger RNA. RefSeq names its product glutamate [NMDA] receptor subunit 1-like. NCBI's taxonomy places the organism in Eukaryota, Metazoa, Arthropoda, Malacostraca, Decapoda, Varunidae. Bases 490 to 3840 code for a protein of 1116 amino acids. The record is from RefSeq and is a predicted model, not a curated record. The transcript has 23 exons. Gene Ontology annotation, cellular component: synapse; plasma membrane; NMDA selective glutamate receptor complex. Gene Ontology annotation, molecular function: NMDA glutamate receptor activity. Gene Ontology annotation, biological process: ionotropic glutamate receptor signaling pathway; regulation of membrane potential; monoatomic ion transport.
GCGGCGUGAUACAUGAUAGGGAAAUACCUAGGGGGCAGGAGGAUGGUCCGCCUUGGCACGCUGCCCUGAGCCUCGGCGGUGCACAUUGUGGCAGCGGUGCCAACAGUGUCGCGCUGAAGCUGCAUGUGCCCGUGUCGAGUGUUUCUCAGCGCGGUGAUGGUCAAUGUUCAGGUGACGAGGGCCUGAGCCCGCGUCCUGCAGCCGUGGGGUACGGGCCCCCGGAGUGGCGGUGUGCUGCGAGGCGGGCAGGUGAUGUGCGAGAAAACGAUGUGAUAUUCUGUGCAGGGGUUUUGGUUGCAGUUGAGGAAAACAAACAACAUUAACGGGGCGGCCAACGGCCGUGCCAGCUGCUCCAGUUGCGGAGAACUCUCAGUUUAGUGAGGCAAGAAUGGAAAAGUUAUGUGUGAGUAUACUGACGGCGUGUUGUGGUGCCGAGUGAUGUGACGACGCCGACACCCCUACUCUGCUGGACCCAAGAUCACACUGGUGAUGGCCCCUUGCCGCGGCAGGUGGGGUAGGUUGGUGCUGUGCCUGGCGGCGGUGUGGGGGGCGGGGGGCGGCACGGCCGAGGAGGGAUCGCUGCCCCCCUCAAGACGGUUCAACAUCGGCGGCGUUCUGCACGACAACAACACGGAGCGGCACUUCAGGGACGCCCUCAAGGACAUCAACUUCGACGGCGUGUCCGUGGCCGACCAGACAACGCUGUACGACGUGACGCUGGUGCACCACGGCAACCCCAUCGCGGCGGCGCUCCACGUGUGUCAGGCGCUCAUCUCCCGCGCGGUGUUCGCCGUGGUGGUGGCGUCCCCUCCCGACGGCUCGGUGACCACGGCGUCCGUCUCGUACACGUGCGGCUUCUACCACAUCCCCGUCAUCUGCACGCACUCCCGGGACUACAUCUUCUCCGACAAGAACAUCCACGUAUCUCUGCUCCGCACGGUGCCACCCUACAGCCACCAGGCAGACGUGUGGGUGUGGCUCCUGAAGCGCCUGCAGUAUAAUCAGGUCAUCAUGCUGCACUCCGCGGACACCGACGGCCGCGCCCUCCUCGCCCGCUUCCAGUACGCCGCCAUGCACAGCGACAACGAGAAGGGUGUUAAGCUGUCGACGGUGGUGGAGUUUCCCCCGGGCCAGGAGUCCUUCGUGCGGGAGCUGACCCUCAUCCGCGAGCAGCUGGUCAAGGUUGUCCUCCUAUACGCCAGCGAGGCGGACGCUGAGAUCAUCUUCCACGACGCCAGUUACCUCAACAUGACGGACGCCAACUACGUGUGGCUGGUCACCGAGCAGGCCCUGCACGCCCGCCACAUUCCCGCCGGCGCACUCGGCCUACAGCUCAAGCACGCCGACGACUACAACGCCCACAUCACUGACAGCCUGCGCGUGGUGGCCCUGGCGCUGCGUCGCCUACACGAGACACACAAGGUCAUCCCGCAGCCGCCGGUCAACUGUGACGCCGAGGACGGAUGGGACAAGACGGGCCGUGAACUGUUCAGGUUGAUCCGUGAGCAGGUGCUGACGGACGGCCGCACGGGGAAGGUGGCGUUUGACGAGCACGGGGACAGAGUCUUCGCCGAGUACUCCGUGGUGAACGUGCAGAGUCAGCGUCGCCAAGCACACCACGCCUUCAGCAGGAACCGCCAGUCCGUCGGGGAUUUCCUGUACGAUGCGGCGAGCGACAAGAUGGUCAUGGAGCUCAAUCAGACGAAGAUCGAAUGGCCCGGGGGAGCGACCAAGGCCCCGCCCGGUUAUUACCUACCGCGGCACCUCAAGGUCCUGACCAUCCGCGAGACGCCCUUCGUGUACGGCGAGGAGGUGGAGGACGAGACGGAGUGUUCGGGCGAGGACGAGGUGAUGUGUCCGCUGCUGCAAGGCGGGGAAGAGGAGCCGCGUCCCAUGUGCUGCUGGGGCUACUGCGUCGACCUGCUGCUCAAACUCGCCAAGAAGAACGAGUUUAGCUUCAACCUCUUCCUCGCCCCCGACGGCCAGUACGGGGAGCUACGUGAGGGGCCGGACGGGAGGGAAUGGACGGGCAUGAUCGGACACCUGGUGGGGGAGGCGGCCGACGCGGAUAUGCUGGUGGCUCCACUGACCAUCAAUCCGCAGCGCUCCCAGGACAUCCACUUCACCAAACCCUUCAAAUACCAGGGCAUCACCAUCCUCGUCAAGCGGGCGCCCAUCGUCCCCGCCCUGGUGUCCAUCCUGCAGCCCUUCCGAGGAACGCUGUGGUUGCUGCUGAUGGCCACCGUGCACGUCAUCGCGGUGCUCAUCUGGCUGCUCGACCGACUCAGCCCCGUCUACAUGACAGACGAUGACUGCGAAUCACUGGCGCCCUCGGAGUGUUUCUGGUUCUCGUGGUCAGUCAUCCUCAACAGCGGCCUGGCGGAAGGGACGCCGCGGGGCCUGAGUGGGCGCGUCCUGGGCAUCGUGUGGAGCGGCUUUACGAUGAUCAUGGUGGCCUCCUACACCGCCAACCUCGCCGCCUUCCUCGUGCUGGACGCCCCCGCCACACCCAUCGCCGGCAUCAACGAUCCGCGGCUGAGGAACCCCGUCGAGAACUUCAGCUUUGCAACGGUGCGCGGGUCGGCGGUGGACAUGUUCUUCCGCCGUAAGACCGAGUGGGCCAACAUGUACCGCGUGAUGGAGGCGCACCACUAUCGCACCGUGGACGAGGCGGUUCAGGCGGUGCGCGACGGGGAUCUCCAAGCGUUCAUCUGGGAGAGCUCGCGGCUGGAGUUCGAGGCAUCGAUGGACUGUAGCUUGGUGACGGUCGGGGAGCUCUUCGGGCGCUCCGGGUACGGCAUAGGACUGAGGAAGGGCUCGCCGUGGGCAGACAAAAUCACGCUGGACGUACUCGAUCUUCAUGAGAGAGGCUACAUGGAGGACCUGGACAAGAAAUGGAUCUGGAAUGAAGGAGACUCGUGCAGCGGGGAAGACCAGGAGUUCUCCAAGCGGCUGGGACUCAAGAACCUGGAGGGCAUCUUCAUCCUGGUGGCGGGCGGCGUUUUCAGUGGCAUCCCGCUCAUCGUGAUCGAGCUGGCCUACGACCGCUGCAAGAGGCGCUACGGUUGGGGUAGGAGCAGCCGCGGCACGCAACAAUCGGGGAGUGAGCGAGCCCCGUUCUUCGGCGAGGGGGCGGAGGGAUACGAACACUCUGAUCAGGAGGACGACGCGCCCCUGAGGAACGCCGCGUCCACGAGGAUGAAGACCAGCCAAGCGAACAACGUGGCGGCCCCUCGAGUCAUGCCUCGCAGCCGCGCAGGCCAACAGGACGCGGCGCCAGAAAACUGUGUUUCGGGGGAGGCCGCGGGGAGGACGCGGUGCCAGUACCCCUACCCGUGCCUACACGCGCCCAGCAGCGAGGACGUGCUGCGCGAGGUGGAGGAGCGGCUCUUGGCCAGCCCACACAUCCCCGAGGAGUGGUGGAUCCUCGGACCGCCCACCUGCCCGCCCUUCAUUGGGACCUGUGCGCCCUGCGACCAUGACCCCGACCCUCACUGCCUCGGGGACGCCUGCGCCGCGCCGUGCCUCGCCGAUCACGACGCUCCGGGCUGCGGCGACGCCCACGGCUGCGAGAGUGUGAGUGACACGGAUGGUCGAGAAUGUCCUCAGUUCCACGUUGAUGUUGACUUGCACGUGGCGGCGGCGGGGGUGGAGGACGGCGGCGAGGCGUGUGUGUUCGGCUGUGAGUGUCAGCCCUCCGCCGGCCCACCAGCGCCAGCCGCGGCCAGCCUUGUGUCCCGCGGCCCCGCCAAGGUGCCGCUGGAAAACCUGCCUGACGUGGUGGAUAACUGCAGCGAGCGGGAGGUUCCCGUUUCGUCAGGAGGAAGGGAAGGUUCCUAGACAGAUGCCAUACGAGUGACACGCGCCGCGCCCCCCGUCUGAGGCCACCACAGCAUCGCCCCUGCCGGCCAACAUUGCCAGAUUGUCGUACUCAGCCUCCUAUGUUUGCCGAUUUCCGACCCAGAAACUGCCUCCUCAACCCCAAUAACUGCCUUUAUAUAUGAUUAUCGUUAAAAUGGUUAAUUAUUGGUGUAUUUUGGCAAUAGCUAUGACUCAGAAACCGGUAAAUACGAGGCUCUGAGUACGAUAAUCUGGCAACGGUGCAGCCGGCCCUUCCUUCCGUCACCAGACAUCGUUUAUCUGAUAAUGUUACACGUAGGAAUUAAUGUUUUGGGCUCUUCUAAGCGUCCUUCCUUAUGGUGUUACUUUUUUAUUAAACAGGUGGACUGAAAAAUCUCUAUUCAUUCUACGUGUGUGUGUGUUAAUUUGUGUGUGUGUGUGUGUGUGUGUGUGUGUGUGUGUCAUCCAUCAAACCGUAUUCUUAAACGUAUCGACAUAUCAAUAUACGCCCGUUUGAAAAGCCUCUCUUGGACGUUGCUGGGAUUUUCAUGGACUUUUGUGACUCUAUUAGUCCUACACGAUAUCUUUAUAGUACCAUGGACGGGAAAAUUACCCUCGAAAGCCCGGUGAACCUUCUCUGUGGCCUUGGAAACUAUUUGUGAUGGGAGCCCGAUACGUAAAGGAAUAAUUAUCAUCAUCAUGUCUUAAGGGAGAACCAUCACAGCUGUACUCGUCUAGUGAUUUGCCCAAGUACCAUUCGCUAGAGGGAGCGGAUACUGAACACUUCUCUCAAUGAAUAGUGUUGUUACUUCACACAUAAACACUUCCCCUGAAACCUGGUUGUACUAUUUACACUGACUUCACGGUAAACUAGGGCAGAGGGUUGCUAGCGAGUUUUUAGUGUUGAAUGAGUCAUGAGGUAGUGGGCCAUGGAGGGCCGUGAAGCCUCGAAGCGUGUUGGCCCGGUGCCCGCCUCCCUCAGUCAUGGCGAAGGGACGGUACGGGGAGGAGAUGGAGUCUUUGCGUGUGUUUGUGUGUGUAUUGCAUAUCUUUGGUGGUCAAGAGCAGUGUUUGUCGGUCAUCAUGGCGGCGGCUGGCUGGUGUCCUCGGAGCUUAGGCAGAGGGUUGCUCCACGAAGACCCACGUGAAGUAUUCGUUCCCUGAUCGUUCUCUGGUGCACACUUGCUGGCCCCCUCCAAUGUCGUCUAGUGACAGCAGAACUAGUCUUCCUCAUCAACGCUGCCGAGGUUUAUGAUGACGGACUCUACGUAUGUAUGUUGUCUGUGGACCAGUACUCCUCCUCAAAGCCUUAUGAUCCACGAACCGCACCUGCCCACACCGUUUAACAAACCAUGUACCCUCGCAACACCUCAAAAUGCUCAGCUCCAGUAAACCAUCUGUCUGUCAUCAUUCUCGCUCGUUAUCACCCUCCACAUAACCGCACCCAAGGCUUUACUUCCACAUUAUUUCACUCUAAAUAAAUGACACGUGCAUGUUGGUAUACCACAUUUCUAU